AGAUCGGCCUAGUCUACCGCGCUGAUUGUCUAGUGAAUAUCGUCGAGUUUGAUCAAUAAAUAUCAAAAAAAGAAAACCAAACUUUAGAAACCGGAAAGGGAUUUCUACUGAACUUUGUGCGGUCCACUUUACGUAAAAAUUCUUGAUAAUGAUAAUCAUGAAUUUAAUAGAUAAAUCAUACAAAUCUGUAGGAUGAAGAAGUAGAAGCACCACCCCCACCACCACCAAAGGAAAUUCCGCCGUAUGGAACAAAAGAAUGGAUUCAAUAUGUCAGCGAGAUAGAUGGACACCUCCCGACCCCAAUACCUGUGUCUAUCACCGGCUCAGAAAAAUACUCCUGUCCACCUCUCCAAUGCAUUAAUCGGAGCUAAAUGGAGAACGGAGCGCCCUUACAUUGAAGGCGGGCCGUUUUUGGAGAAACAUGUUUUCUCCCAAAUACACUUUCAUUGGGGAGCCAACCUGAUGGAAGGAAGCGAUCACAUCGUAGACAAUAGGAAACAUCCUGGAGAGAUGCAUGUAACAUUCUUCAGGUCAGAAUAUUUAACGCAAGAAGAAGCUUUCCAACAUCCAGAUGGCGUCGCCAUAUUUUGUUAUUUGAUCACGCAUGGUUUAGAACCCGAUCCACGUCUAGAAUGGGUCAUAGAAGGAUUCAAAAGAGUUCAAGAAUCGAAAAAUUACACUCGUAUCGGACCACGACCAAUGUCCAAAUUAAUUCCGAUGUUUUUUGAAGAUUACUUCUUGUACUGGGGCACAUUGCACACUACAAAGGGUAAAGACUUUGUCUGUAGAUGGAUUAUUCCGAGAUGUGUUCUAUCGGCUGAUGAAGAUCAGAUGAAACAAUUUCAUAAACUCUGGGAUCCUUAUGAUGAACCAAUUGUAAGAAACUUCAGGCCCCUGCAAGCUAAAGAAGAGAGAACCGUUUUCUUCAUCUCUCCGCAUUGGAGUCAAUACAACUCCCUCCUACCUUUACCAAAAUCCUUACCAGAGACUUCGAUAUCUAUUUUAUCACAAGAAUAUGCAACGAAGCCGUGGAUGUUACCACCGCAGAAUGCGUAUAUGAUGUCUGAGCAAACGAAAAAAGAUGAUGAUGCUAAAGCACAGAGAACAAGUGAUGAAAAGCAAAUGAUCACAGAUUCAAGUGAUAAAUAAUGGUGCAAAGGCGUAAUAAUAAAAAUAAUGCGAAUAGGACACCUUACUCAUUUACUUAGGUACUACACCACCAUUUUAAAACCAUAUCUGUUACUACUAGAGGAUGUUUUGGCAUGCUUUCGGAAUUCAUUUAAUUUAGUUCGAAAUUUAAUAGCAGUAGAUCUCCUUGUGAAAGAGUUUGUCCAGGGUAGUACUGCCACCUUACCU
Messenger RNA from Hyposmocoma kahamanoa, 1356 nucleotides. RefSeq names its product carbonic anhydrase 2-like. Gene Ontology annotation, molecular function: carbonate dehydratase activity; zinc ion binding. Gene Ontology annotation, cellular component: cytoplasm. Bases 283 to 1149 code for a protein of 288 amino acids. The transcript is spliced from 7 exons. The record is from RefSeq and is a predicted model, not a curated record. NCBI's taxonomy places the organism in Eukaryota, Metazoa, Arthropoda, Insecta, Lepidoptera, Cosmopterigidae.